UGGUGGCCAGCUUGUGGCCCGAGGGCCCCAUGUUGGACACUUUUGAUUUCCAAUACAAAGCUAGUAUACUACUGUGACUCUCUGCAUGUUAACUAUGAUCCAUGCUAUGUCUCCUAUCCAAAACUGGCUGACGGUGAAGUUAAGUAGUUGGAGCAGAGGAAGGGGGGAAAGCGAUAACGAGAGAUAACAAUUUUUUCCCCAUGACUGUCCAAAUGCUACUUUUCUCUCUCGGUUGUUGCAUGCUGUCGACCAAUUUCUUCAUCAUCAUCAUCAUCUGAAGGGGCAGGAAGCUGCAUCCCUUCUCCAGCAGUUAGCAGCAGCUUCCCUGGCUCCACGGCGACGGCACAACCGGCAGCAGAUUAAAAAAAUGUCCGAGGAAGGACCGAACAUGUUGACAGGGAGGAAGACGGCGUUAAGUGAAAACAUGCUCUUUGGGAUGGGAAAUCCCUUGCUCGACAUUUCAGCUGUUGUGGACAAAGAUUUCCUUGACAAGUUUGGACUGAAGCCGAAUGACCAGAUCCUCGCAGAAGACAGACACAAAGCCUUGUUUGAAGAAAUUGUCAAGAGGAACAAAGUUGAGUACCAUGCCGGUGGUUCGACUCAGAACUCAGUCAAAAUUGCUCAGUGGAUGCUCCAGAAGCCCCAUAAGGUGGCUACCUUCUUCGGGUGCAUCGGGAAAGACCGCUUUGGCGAGAUCCUCAAGAAGAAGGCCGAAGAAGCCCAUGUCGAUGCCCAUUACUAUGAGCAAAACGAGGAGCCGACUGGCACCUGUGCAGCCUGUAUCACGGGAGACAAUAGGUCCCUUGUUGCUAACCUGGCAGCAGCAAACUGCUACAAAAAGGAAAAACACCUGGACUUGGACAGCAACUGGGAGCUGGUGAAGAAAGCCAAGGUCUAUUAUAUUGCGGGUUUUUUCCUCACUGUGUCCCCGGAGUCGAUCCUCAAGGUGGCAAGGCACGCUUCUGAUAAGAACAAAAUCUUUUGCAUGAACCUCUCAGCACCAUUCAUCAGCCAAUUCUUUAAAGAGCCCUUGAUGGAGGUUAUGCCUUAUGUCGACAUCUUGUUUGGCAACGAGACGGAGGCGGCCACGUUUGCCAAAGAGCUGGGCUUUGAGACAGACGACAUCGCAGAGAUUGCAAAGAAAACCCAAAACCUCCCCAAGGAGAACACGAAGAGGCAGCGAGUGGUGGUCUUCACCCAGGGCAAGGACGACACCGUUGCAACUGUCGGUGAUAGGGUGACCAUGUUCCCUGUUUUGGACAUAGACCAGAAUGAUAUUGUGGACACUAACGGAGCCGGAGAUGCCUUUGUUGGAGGAUUCCUCUCGGCGUUGGUCCAAGAGCACGCGUUGGAGGAGUGCAUCCGGGCCGGACACUACGCGGCCAAUGUCAUCAUCAGGCGGGUCGGAUGCACCUUCCCAGAGAAGCCAGAUUAUCACUGAUGCACCCGAAAACGCUGCACACGUGUCUUUUCCACAGAAAUACUUGUAUUUGUAUGUUUCGGGAUUUUACGUAUACUUAUUUUCUAUUCACAGUGACAGACUGCAUGGGACUAAUUACCUCAGCUUGACUAUUUUAUCAAGCUGUUAAAAAAAAGGAAAAAUAGCAGCUCUGAUGUUUUAAUAUAAGUCAAAUACUGGAAUAAUAUGUGUAUGUUUAAAGGCUUAUUCCACUAAAAUCUGUCUAUUGGGUGUGAAAAAGUGAAUACCUGCAAGCCUGAGAAGGCGGUGGGAAAGUGUCAAAUGUGUAAGCACAUCUCAAGAAACAAAUCAACAUAAUCUACUAACAUUCUCCAACAUUGAUCCAUAUUUUUUCCCCACUACAGAGCAAACACUAUGUCCCAGUAGCUCCUCCUCGUAGCUGGGGGUUUUGUAUUUUAGUGAUUUAUAGGAAACUUGUUAAAGGCAAAUAAUAAGCUGAUCGGUAGCAGAGAAGUGCAUUAGCCUGAAAGAGUGGUUUGAAAGGUUUCUCCAGGUUCGUGUGACUUCUUCAUGGACCCUGAAUCACAGCCAAAAAAAUAAAGAUAUAUUUACAGAAACUAAAAAAGCCAUUCCUGCCACAGAAGCCACUUCUCAGUUUUACUAUUUAUCCUAAUAUUUAUUACUUUUCAAACAAUAACUGCUUUGCCUGUAAAUCGCUAAUUACGCUUAUUUAACUGGAGCUUGUGCAUUCUGAAGAUAGUGACACUGAAGUGGUGUAAUUAGCAGUGAAAACUAUGAGUGCAAAGCUGUAAGGUACUAAGUUUUCAGCGUAAUCUGUUUGGGGGCGGGGGGAUGCUGUAAAAUAGGAACUAUACCACAUUUCCACUUCAGAGUAUUCCUUUAAUAUUUAGCUGCCAUGCUGCAGCAAUCAGGGAUUGGGUACUGACAAUCUUAAUAGAUCUUAAUGAGAUAAAAGUGAAACAUGUUUUUUUGGUACUAUUGAAAUAAAUCAACUGAUCCCAC
Molecule: messenger RNA, 2443 nt
Organism: Oreochromis niloticus (Nile tilapia)
Lineage: Eukaryota; Metazoa; Chordata; Actinopteri; Cichliformes; Cichlidae
Product: adenosine kinase
Exons: 11
Coding region: 368-1441 (357 amino acids)
Biological process (GO): purine ribonucleoside salvage; purine nucleobase metabolic process
Cellular component (GO): cytosol; nucleus
Molecular function (GO): adenosine kinase activity
Source: RefSeq, a predicted model, not a curated record